GUGUAAGGACACGUUGAGCUUUCGCAGUCAUCCAUGUUAGAUCCUUAAGAAUCUGUACUAUAUUACCAGCUGGCUGGUUCUGCCUCGCCUCUGUGCCCAUAAUUAAGAUGCCUCCAAACUGAUUUUCCUGCUACAAAAUACUCCACACAGAACGGAAAUAUUCAACUCGCGGAAUGCAGUAUCCGAGCAUCAACUCACUGCUACUAUGGCUUCUAUGCUUUGCUCCCCCAGUGCAGUCGCUGACACUCUUCGCCAACCGUCUCACCUCCUCUCGCCGUGUUUCCCCGAUUCCACAGCUGAAAUGCGUGGGACCGUCAAAGACCAUCUGUGACAAGUACAAGAUAGAGACUACGCGAUGCACGAAUGCUGGAUACGAUUACGACGAAGAAGAUGUCCAGUGGACUUGCACUGCACCACUUCCAGAGGAGUUCAUGUUGGGCGCAACAGAUGUGAUCUGCGAGGGAUACCGAAAUGCUGACGACAAGUGGGUGUUGAAGGGCAGCUGUGGUGUCGAGUACCGGCUACUGUUGACGGAGCGCGGGGAGAGGCGAUUUGGUAAAAUACAAGAGGAUGACAUGCAGUCCAUCCCGCGCGUGACAAAAGGAUGGCGCCGAGGCGUGGACGCUCUAGUCGACCUGAUUUUCUUAGGGUUCUGGGCUGCGGUUCUAGUUAUGAUUUUGUGGCCUAUGGUCCGCUCCUGUUUUGAGCUGCGAGGUCGUCGAAGAAGGACCAAUGUUGGACGAGGAGGUGGUGGUGGUGGAGGAGGAGCAGGAGGAGGAAAUGACUAUGGGCCUUAUCCUGGGCCACCUCCUCCAUACAGCAGCUUUCCAGAUAGUAGUUCAUGUUCUUCGCAGCCAGGGUGGAGACCGGGCUUUUGGACCGGUGCUGCGACUGGUGGCAUGGCUGGCUACGAGAUGGGUAGGAGAAGCAAUCGGCAUAGCGACAGACCGUCAUCUUCUAGAAGAUGGGAUGACCACGAGCCUUGGAGAGAAAGCAGCACACGGCCGCGUUCCCCUCCUCGGUUAUCGGCUACCACAGAGAGUACGGGAUUCGGCUCAACAAGACGAAGAUAAUGCUUGAAUCGCGGACAUUAGAAUUGAUUUGUUCGCCCCUAAUACCGCUGUCAUAACCUACCUAGAC
This is a messenger RNA of Aspergillus novofumigatus IBT 16806, 1140 nucleotides long. RefSeq names its product DUF1183 domain protein. Lineage: Eukaryota; Fungi; Ascomycota; Eurotiomycetes; Eurotiales; Aspergillaceae. The coding region runs from base 174 to 1073 and encodes 299 amino acids. Gene Ontology annotation, biological process: regulation of store-operated calcium entry. The transcript has 3 exons. The record is from RefSeq and is a predicted model, not a curated record. Gene Ontology annotation, cellular component: endoplasmic reticulum membrane.